Molecule: messenger RNA, 3033 nt
Organism: Sphenostylis stenocarpa
Lineage: Eukaryota; Viridiplantae; Streptophyta; Magnoliopsida; Fabales; Fabaceae
Source: the annotation of a GenBank genome assembly
AUGAUUCCCGAGGGUCUUGACAAAAGGCCCUUGAAGGAUAUCAUUGGUGAGAUUGUGGAGCACAAGUUUAACUGUGUGCGUCUCACCUACGCAAUCUACAUGUGGACACGUUAUGUCCACGACAAUGUCAAUGCCACGUUUACCUCUUUGGAUGUACCAGGUGUGGUCCAAGGCAUUUCCAAGAACAACCCUUUUGUGUUAUCCAUGACACAUGUUCAGGUCUUUGAUUCCGUUGUUCGUGAACUUGGGAUUCAGAAUGUGAAAGUGUUACUUGAUAACCACGUGAGUGAGCCAAAGUGGUGUUGUAAUGACGAUGAUGAGAACGGUUUCUUCCAUGAUAGACAUUUUAAUCCUCAAGAAUGGGUGUAUGGCCUUACUCGCGCAGCCAAACACUUCAAUGGAAACCAUGUUAUUGUAGCAAUGAGCUUGAGGAAUGAAUUGCAUGGUCCACGCCAAAAUUUGUAUGACUGGUACAGUAAACCAUUGAAGAUAGAUUUGGGUAAGAAAAUGGUGUUUGAGACACAUUUGUAUUCAUGGUCUGGAAUUGGAACACUGAAAUUGAGAGAGAUAUGGACAAAGCAACCAGUGAAUAGGAUAUGUGCCGAUAACAUUAAAGGGAUAGAGGACAGAGCUGGAUUCCUCACAACUCGGCAAGAAUGCGGUUCCUUUGAUUUUUACGAGUUUGGGUUUAACGAGAGAUGGAUCAUAGAUGAAGGCACAGGACAACGUGCGAAGUUGGCAUGUGCCAAUUGGGCUGGCCACCUCCAACCAAUGAUUCCUGAGGGUCUUGACAAAAGGCCCUUGAAGGAUAUCAUUGGUGAGAUUGUGGAGCACAAGUUUAACUGUGUGCGUCUCACCUACGCAAUCUACAUGUGGACACGUUAUGUCCACGACAAUGUCAAUGCCACGUUUACCUCUUUGGAUGUACCAGGUGUGGUCCAAGGCAUUUCCAAGAACAACCCUUUUGUGUUAUCCAUGACACAUGUUCAGGUCUUUGAUUCUGUUGUUCGUGAACUUGGGAUUCAGAAUGUGAAAGUGUUACUUGAUAACCACGUGAGUGAGCCAAAGUGGUGUUGUAAUGACGAUGAUGAGAACGGUUUCUUCCAUGAUAGACAUUUUAAUCCUCAAGAAUGGGUGUAUGGCCUUACUCUGGCAGCCAAACACUUCAAUGGAAACCAUGUUAUUGUAGCAAUGAGCUUGAGGAAUGAAUUGCAUGGUCCACGCCAAAAUUUGUAUGACUGGUACAGGUACAUGAGCAAAGCAGCAGUGUCUAUACACAAGACAAACCCAAAUGUGCUUGUGGUUAUUUCUGGAUUGAAUUAUGAUACUGAGUUGCAGUUCUUAAAGUGUAAACCAUUGAAGAUAGAUUUGGGUAAGAAAAUGGUGUUUGAGACACAUUUGUAUUCAUGGUCUGGAAUUGGAACACUGAAAUUGAGAGAGAUAUGGACAAAGCAACCAGUGAAUAGGAUAUGUGCCGAUAACAUUAAAGGGAUAGAGGACAGAGCUGGAUUCCUCACAACUGGCAAGAAUGCAGUUCCUUUGAUUUUUACAGAGUUUGGGUUUAACGAGGUAGGUUCUUCAGUGGAGGACAACAGGUUCUUGACAUGCCUUCAAACUUAUCUUGUUGGGAAAGAUUUGGACUGGGGUUUGUGGGCUUUUCAAGAUGAAGGCACAGGACAACGUGCGAAGUUGGCAUGUGCCAAUUGGGCUGGCCACCUCCAACCAAUGAUUCCUGAGGGUCUUGACAAAAGGCCCUUGAAGGAUAUCAUUGGUGAGAUUGUGGAGCACAAGUUUAACUGUGUGCGUCUCACCUACGCAAUCUACAUGUGGACACGUUAUGUCCACGACAAUGUCUUUGAUUCUGUUGUUCGUGAACUUGGGAUUCAGAAUGUGAAAGUGUUACUUGAUAACCACGUGAGUGAGCCAAAGUGGUGUUGUAAUGACGAUGAUGAGAACGGUUUCUUCCAUGAUAGACAUUUUAAUCCUCAAGAAUGGGUGUAUGGCCUUACUCUGGCAGCCAAACACUUCAAUGGAAACCAUGUUAUUGUAGCAAUGAGCUUGAGGAAUGAAUUGCAUGGUCCAUGCCAAAAUUUGUAUGACUGGUACAGGUACAUGAGCAAAGCAGCAGUGUCUAUACACAAGACAAACCUAAAUGUGCUUGUGGUUAUUUUCGGAUUGAAUUAUGAUACUGAGUUGCAGUUCUUAAAGAGUAAACCAUUGAAGAUAGAUUUGGGUAAGAAAAUGGUGUUUGAGACACAUUUGUAUUCAUGGUCUGGAAUUGGAACACUGAAAUUGAGAGAGAUAUGGACAAAGCAACCAGUGAAUAGGAUAUGUGCCGAUAACAUUAAAGGGAUAGAGGACAGAGUUGGAUUCCUCACAACUGGCAAGAAUGCAGUUCCUUUGAUUUUUACAGAGUUUGGGUUUAACGAGGUAGGUUCUUCAGUGGAGGACAACAGAUGGAUCAUAGAUGAAGGCACAGGACAACGUGCGCAGUUGGCAUGUGCCAAUUGGGCUGGCCACCUCCAACCAAUGAUUCCUGAGGGUCUUGACAAAAGGCCCUUGAAGGAUAUCAUUGAUGAGAUUGUGGAGCACAAGUUUAACUGUGUGCGUCUCACCUACGCAAUCUACAUGUGGACACGUUAUGUCCACGACAAUGUCUUUGAUUCUGUUGUUCAUGAACUUGGGAUUCAGAAUGUGAAAGUGUUACUUGAUAACCAUGUGAGUGAGCCAAAGUGGUGUUGUAAUGAUGAUGAUGAGAACGGUUUCUUCCAUGAUAGACAUUUUAAUCCUCAAGAAUGGGUGUAUGGCCUUACUCUGGUAGCCAAACACUUCAAUGGAAACCAUGUUAUUGUAGCAAUGAGCUUGAGGAAUGAAUUGCAUGGUCCACGCCAAAAUUUGUAUGACUCGUUCUUAAAGAGUAAACCAUUGAAGAUAGAUUUGGGUAAGAAAAUGGUGUUUGAGACACAUUUGUAUUCAUGGUCCGGAAUUGGAACAACUGAAAUUGAGAGAGAUAUGGACAAAGCAACCGAGUGA